GGCGCGGAGACAGGAUAAAACGCUGUGAGAAGCAGGAGUGUGUGAGAGAGAGGGGUACUGCUGACUGAGCCGUGUUGAGUUACCUGGAGUGAAGCCCUUUGUGGAUGGUGUAUACCGAACCUGGAGUGAAGCCCUUUGUGGAUGGUGUAUACCGAACCUGGAGUGAAGCCCUUUGUGGAUUGUUUAUUUUCGUUGUUGUGCGCUGCACAGUCUUUCUGUUGAACCUUUUUGAAAGUCAAUAAAGUAUCAGUCAGCAGUUGUUCGUCGACCCUGUCCUCUUCCUUCCCCCACUACGAACUUAACUGUGCUACACUGGUGCCGAAACCCGGGAAUGAAGACGGGAGCACGUCGCCAUGCAAGCAUUGUCCUCCACCCCAUUUGCGGACAUCAUCGCGUCCCUCGCGGUCCUGCACCGCGAACAACAACAGGCCCUGCUGGAGUUACGAAGCGAUCAGGAGCGGUGUUUCCAAGCCAUCUUACAGACCCAGCAGGAGGGCCGCGAGGCGUUCCGGAGCUGGAUUGACUGGGAGGUUCCCCGGGAGCCCACCGAGCAGCCAGCUUCUCCUCCUGCUUCUCUCCUUUCUCCGCGCCAACCAUUCAGCCCACUCUCUGCCACUGGAGCGGCGGGCAGGUCUGGGCCGGCCUGUUGGCGGUGUGGGGAUCCGGAUCAUUUCGUGGAUAAAUGUCCGGUUAUGGAGGUCGGGACAAUGAUCCGGGUCCCCGACGAUCCACAGGCCGCCCCUGGUCAAGCUGGCGGGUACCAAAUACCUACUGACGCGUCGGACAGGGGGCUGGGUGCUGUCCUGUCCCAGGAGAUAGAGGGUGAGGAGCGGCCGGUACUGUACAUUAGCCGUAAGCUCUCUAAGAGAGAAGCUAAGUACAGUACCGUAGAAAAAGAGUGUUUGGCUAUCAGGUGGGCCGUCCUCACCCUCCGCUAUUAUCUCCUGGGGCGGGAAUUCACUCUCUGUUCAGACCACGCUCCCCUGCAGUGGCUCCACCGCAUGAAGGAUACCAACGCGCGGAUCACUCGUUGGUAUCUGGCUCUACAGCCUUUUAAGUUCAAGGUGGUCCACAGGUCGGGUGUUCGGAUGGCUGUGGCCGAUUUCCUCUCCAGAAAUGGGGGAGGGGGGGGGGGGUUGCAGGCCGGACAGCUCCCCAGCCUGAGUCGGGCGGUGGGAUCAUAUCCUGCAGUCAUCCAGUGGGAUCAGUCACUUUGUGUCAUUUACCAGGGUGAAACUCCUCAUGAUGCUCAAAAGGAGUUUGACAGUUAG
Megalobrama amblycephala (Wuchang bream) is the source of this 1271-nucleotide messenger RNA. RefSeq lists its product as uncharacterized. The record is from RefSeq and is a predicted model, not a curated record. The coding region runs from base 354 to 1271 and encodes 305 amino acids. Lineage: Eukaryota; Metazoa; Chordata; Actinopteri; Cypriniformes; Xenocyprididae. The transcript has 3 exons. Gene Ontology annotation, molecular function: nucleic acid binding; zinc ion binding.